Knipowitschia caucasica is the source of this 318-nucleotide messenger RNA. Lineage: Eukaryota; Metazoa; Chordata; Actinopteri; Gobiiformes; Gobiidae. The record is from the annotation of a GenBank genome assembly.
AUGAGCACAUCCAGGCGUCAGACCGGCCCAGACAAAGAUGGCCAGAUGGUGCGGGCCCGAGGUGGGACCGAGGCGAGACCGAGGCGAGACCGAGGCGAGACCGAGGCGAGACCGAGGCGGGACCGAGGCGAGACCGCAGCUCAGCGUCAGACCGGCCCAGACAAAGAUGGCCAGAUGGUGCGGGCCCGAGGUGGGACCGAGGCGAGACCGAGGCGAGACCGAGGCGAGACCGAGGCGAGACCGAGGCGAGACCGAGGCGGGACCGAGGCGAGACCGCAGCUCAGUCCUGGGUGCGUUGAAAGUGUAAACAAAGCUUAG